Messenger RNA from Colletotrichum truncatum, 1095 nucleotides. Its product is annotated as phosphorylcholine phosphatase. The record is from RefSeq and is a predicted model, not a curated record. NCBI's taxonomy places the organism in Eukaryota, Fungi, Ascomycota, Sordariomycetes, Glomerellales, Glomerellaceae.
AUGAAGACUUUCAUGAACCCCGUCGUCGCCUCCAUUGGCUUGACCAUCGCCAGUGGUGUUGCGAAUGCUGCCCCGUCAGUCUUUGCCAGCAACCACACUGCUGGUCCCGAGCUAAAGCACUGGCCAGCCGAGGCGGCCAAGUCUCUGAACGCCAUGAUCGCCUCUAAUGCCAACCAGAGCAAUUAUGCCGUUUUUGAUAUGGACAACACCAGUUAUCGGUUCGACCUUGAGGAGUCUUUGCUUCCCUUCCUUGAGAGCAAGGGCGUCUUGACGCGCGACACCAUGGACCCAUCGCUGAAGCUGGUGCCAUUCAAGGACACGGCAAACCAUACUGAGUCUAUCUACAGCUACUACCUGCGGCUGUGUGAGAUUGACGACAUGAUCUGCUACCCCUUCGCGGCCCAAAUCUUCAGUGGCAUUCCUCUUCGUGAGCUCAAGGGUUACGUAGACGAGCUCAUGUCCCUCAACCGCACCAUUUCGACUACCUAUUACGACGGCGACGUGAUCACCUCUACAGAGAUCACCCCUCCCAAGAUCUUCACCGGCCAGGUUGAACUCUACAACAAGUUGAUGGCCAACGGAAUUGAAGUCUACGUCAUCACUGCUGCUUCUGAAGAGCUUGUCCGUAUGGUCGCUGCCGACCCCAAGUACGGUUACAACGUCAAGCCCGAGAAUGUGAUUGGUGUCAGCCUUUUGAUGAAGAACCUGACCUCUGGCGACCUGACCACAGCACGCAAGCAAAUCGAGGAUGGCACAUAUGACGAGAAGGCCAACCUUGACCUCGUCAUGACCCCCUUCCUCUGGACCCCAGCCACUUGGAUGCAGGGCAAGUGGGCUGCUAUUCUCACUUACAUCAACGAGUGGAAGAAGCCCAUCCUUGCUGGUGGUGACACCCCAGACAGUGAUGGUCCUAUGAUUUUCCACGGUGUUGAUGUCUCCAAGGGCGGUAUUCACCUCUGGAUCAACCGCAAGGAAAGCUCCAUGAAGCAAAUGAAUGAGAUGAUUGAAGAAUUCUCGGCCGACCAGGAGAAGGAGGGGCUUCCCGUGACAGCGGACAAGAACUGGGUUAUCGUGAAGCCUGAGGACAUCCAGUAA